AUGACACUUUGGUACUUAUCAAAUAAUGAAACAUUUCGGCAGCUGGGUGAUCGCUUUGAUGUAGCACGUGGAAAUGCUUGCAGGACAGUUCAUUAUCUUAUAGAUAUUAUAUGUACAGUGUGUGAUGAUUUUAUUAUUUGGCCAAAAGGAUCAAACUUAAUAAAUGUAGCAAAUAGUUUUAAUACAUUAAGGGUCAAUAAUUUUCCCAAUGUUAUUGGCGCUAUUGAUGGAUGUCAUAUUCGAAUUACAGUACCUCUGAAUAAAAGAAAAGACUACACAAACAGGAAGAUGUUUCAAUCAAUAGUCCUUCUAGCUGUUUGUAAGUCAAAUCUUGAAUUUACCUAUGUAUUUGCUGGAUGGCCUGGGUCUUCUCAUGAUGCACGUGUCUACAGAAAUUCUACUCUUGGUAAAUGUUUGACAGCCGACGAUUGUACCUUAUUUCCCACAGAAUACCAUAUUUUAGGAGAUUCAGCUUUUCCUUUGUCAAAAAGACUCUUGACCCCCUAUCGCCAAAGAAAAAUUUUGACACCGACUCAAGCUAUCUACAAUAAAAGAUUAAGUUCAACAAGGGUAGUAAUAGAGCAGGCAUUUGGACUAUUAUUAGGUCGUUUCAGACGUUUGAAGAGUGUGUGUAUGAAAAAUGUGGAUAAUAUAUCGAAAGCUGUAACUGCUUGUUGUAUAUUACACAAUAUAGCUUUAAAUAAUGACGAUUAUACUUGGGUACCAAUUGAUUCAACCACUGAUACAAUUAGGAAUGAAUUUGUCAAUGACGGUUUUAACAAUCAACAAGACAUAACUGGUAUUAAUAAAAGAAACAGUUUAGCAAGUUUGUAA
Messenger RNA from Macrosiphum euphorbiae (potato aphid), 834 nucleotides. The record is from the annotation of a GenBank genome assembly. Lineage: Eukaryota; Metazoa; Arthropoda; Insecta; Hemiptera; Aphididae.